AUGCCUCCCAAGUUCGACCCCAAUGAGGUGAAGAUCAUUCACCUGCGUGUGACUGGUGGUGAAGUCGGUGCUCAGUCCGCGCUGGCCCCCAAGAUUGGUCCCCUGGGUCUGUCUCCCAAGAAGAUCGGUGAAGACAUUGCCAAGAACACCGGUGACUGGAAGGGUCUCCGUGUGACUGUCCGUCUCACCAUCCAGAACCGUCAGGCUGCUGUCUCCGUUGUUCCCUCCGCCUCUUCCCUGGUUAUCAAGGCCCUCAAGGAGCCUCCUCGUGACCGCAAGAAGGAGAAGAACAUCAAGCACACCAAGUCCAUCCCUCUGGAUGACAUUGUCGAGAUUGCCCGCCAGAUGCAGCACCGCUCCAUGGCCAAGUCUCUCCAGGGUGUUAUCCUCGAGAUCCUGGGUACUGCUUUCUCCGUCGGCUGCCGUGUCGAUGGUCGCAGCCCCAAGGAUGUCUCCGACGACAUCAAGGCUGGCGAGAUUGACGGUAUGAUCCAAUUACCCCUUUUUCCCUUCCCGGGAACAUACAACUAA
Molecule: messenger RNA, 531 nt
Organism: Penicillium angulare
Lineage: Eukaryota; Fungi; Ascomycota; Eurotiomycetes; Eurotiales; Aspergillaceae
Product: 60S ribosomal uL11 domain-containing protein
Exons: 2
Coding region: 1-531 (176 amino acids)
Biological process (GO): translation
Cellular component (GO): ribosome; cytosolic large ribosomal subunit
Molecular function (GO): large ribosomal subunit rRNA binding; structural constituent of ribosome
Source: RefSeq, a predicted model, not a curated record